This is a messenger RNA of Pneumocystis murina B123, 765 nucleotides long. RefSeq lists its product as hypothetical. Bases 22 to 765 code for a protein of 247 amino acids. Gene Ontology annotation, cellular component: eukaryotic translation initiation factor 4F complex. The record is from RefSeq and is a predicted model, not a curated record. NCBI's taxonomy places the organism in Eukaryota, Fungi, Ascomycota, Pneumocystomycetes, Pneumocystales, Pneumocystaceae. Gene Ontology annotation, molecular function: translation initiation factor activity; RNA 7-methylguanosine cap binding. The transcript is spliced from 4 exons. Gene Ontology annotation, biological process: translational initiation.
UUAAUUAUUAAUGGAAUUAAUAUGCCCCAAGAGCCUGACUUUUUUUUUUCUCUAACAUCAUCUAAUGUAACACCAUCUAAUGAAUCACCAAUUUUAAAAACAAAUCAGUUUAAAAAAUCAGAUGUUUCUCAGAGCCGCAACAUACAAGCCAAUAUUAAUGUGCAAUCUCCAGUGCACAUGUUGAAACAUUCAUUUACUUUUUGGUAUAUGAACCGUGCAUUUGGAAGCAAAAUAAAAGAUUACGAAUCUUCAUUGAAAAAGCUGAUAACUUUUUCAUCAGUUGAAGAAUUUUGGUCAAUUUAUGCUUAUCUUAAACGCCCUGAUACACUUCCUGUUAUUUCAGACUUGCAUUUAUUUAAAGAGGGAAUAAGGCCAAUAUUUGAAGAUCCAGCUAAUCAAGACGGUGGAAAAUGGACCCUACGUCUUCGUAAAGGAAUAGCUGUCCGUUACUGGGAACAAUUAGUAAUGGCAAUUGUUGGUGAUCAAUUCUGGAAUAUUGGGGAUGAAUUAUGUGGUAUAGUUCUUAGCAUUAGAAAUUCCGAAGACCUUAUAAGCGUUUGGAAUAGAAGUUCUGAUAAUGGAAGAAUUAAUUUGAAAAUUCGAGACCUUAUAAAGCAAAUCCUUAAUCUUCCAUUAGAUACAAUUUUAGAGUAUAAAGGACAUAAAGACUCUUUCGUAGAUAUGUAUAACCAUUAUUCAUCUGAGAAAAAUUCACAUUUUUAUGAAAAAAUGAAUAUAGCUAAACAUAAAGUUAUUGAUAAUUAA